AUGAAAAGGCUGGGCCGAGAACCAUGCGUGUCUGUGACUAUCAGCGACGUGCUUAUAGUGAUGGCACCAAGGGCUGACCAUGAGUGGUCGGAGGGUCCGGCAGUGGUGAGAGAGAGAGCCGCCAAGAGGGCAGCGCUGGCUGCAGCCGAGGUGGUGAAGAUGUCUGAGCAGGAUGUCCCACAUCAUCUGCAUCACGUGCCCGCAUCACCUGCAUCACCUGCUUUACCUGCAUCAUGGCAGGGAUUGAACGCUCUGGAGGUGCUGGUGACAUCCGUGCACGUCAAGUACACACACUCCUCCUCCGACCCCAAGGCGGCGUUUGAGUUUGGCCUUCACCUGGACCAUCUCUCUGUGGCCGCUGCUGCCUCCAAGGACCCCCUCACUGCUGCUGCUGCUGCUGCUGCUGCUGCUGCAGAUGCCAUUGCUUCUGCAUCCGCCUCUGCUCUCAACACAACUCCUGCGGCAGGUGGCCCUGGUGGUGGGCCUGGGUCGACUGCUUCCUUCUUUGUGCCGCCAGACAGCCAGACUCCCACAGAGAAGCUUCUGGAGCAGCAGUGGGAGCAAGAGGCUGGGCAGGGGCAGGCAGGGGGGCAGGGGAAGCCACAGAUAGGGGACGCGGGCAGGAACGGAGGGACAGGGAGAAAUUUGAGGAAGAGCAUUGAGGUGCGGGGGUUGUCGUUUUACUGGAAUUCGUGCAAGAGAGGGUUCGAAGGGAGCACUUUCGGGCCUAAUGGACAGGGAGGUGGGGAGAGGACAGGGAAGGAAGGGACAGAAGGUGGAGAGAGAUGGAGGCGGGAAGGAGCAGUGAGGGAUGGUUCAGGAGAGAGGGGAGGGGAGGAGAGCAUGGAUGCGGACAUAGUGUGGGGAGAGGGUGAGUUGGUUCCAAGUGAUGAGGAGGAGGGUGGAGGGAUGGGUGCCAAGAGACAGAGGCGAAGAGGGGUGGAUGAGCAGAGGGGAAGAGGAAGGGAGCAAGGGAGAGGCAAGGGAGAGGAAGGUUCGGCAGCAGUGGCGAACAACAUGUUGCAUCCCUUGGAUGCUUCUAUCAGACUCGUGAUGCAUAUGGGCCCUCCCGCCCACACAAGCACUGCUCCCGUGUCUGUCUCUCUCCGUUGCAACCGCCUGCGAGUGUCUCUGGAGGAGCACCAGUACCAGGACGUGCUGCUGCUGGCCGAUGCCCUCAACGUGCUGCGCCUCAGAGAAAGGUAUGGCCGCUUUCGCCCCGCAGCCUUGUUCUCUUCCUCCCAGACCCCACCAACCAGUGGCACCAAACCAGCCGACAGCAUGGGGGACCAGCAGGGCGGAAGCACCAGCGGUGGCAGCGAGAGAGUGCGCGCAUUGUGGUCAUACGCGCUCAAUGCCGUGCUCUUUGAUGUGCGCCAACGCCUCUACCGCCGCUCCUUCCUCUACCUCCCCUCCCGCCUGUAUGUCCCUUCCUCUCCAACCGUUUAUGCCUCUGCACCCUUCCUGAACCCUUUCUUCCACACCAGAUGCCUGCUCGCCCCCUUGACUUCCCUGGUGGAGGAGAGGCAGCAGCUGGAGGAGAUGGAGGACGAGCUGGAGCUAGAGGACAUUCUCCUAUUCCGGACAGCUGCCGCCCAGGUGUGUCGUGCCUUCUUCCUCAGUGCACCGCUCGCCUCCGGCCUGCACCGCUCGCCUCCGGCCUGCACCGCUCACCUCCAGAUGCAUGACUGUGUGCCAUGCUGCUGCACGCAUGACUUGCUCAUUUUCCCCUUUCUGCCUCUCCAGCCAUUUCUUGCUCCUCAACUGACAUUGUUUCUUCGCCCACCCCUCCCCCCUCUAUUGUCUUCUUCCAUUCCUAACUGCUUUCUGCAGCGGGCUGCCCGCACAGAAUGGGGCAACCCAUCCGCUUCAAAAGACUCAGCUGAAGAUUUUUCUGCAGAGAAAGACGGGCGAGGGGACCGGCGCAAGGGCAAAGCAGCCCAGCAGAAGCAGCAGCAGCAGCAGAGGGGGAGGGGGUGGUUGAACUGGCUGUCUCAGGGCAUGCUGGGCGCUGGUGGCUCUGAUGCGUCUGCUGCAGCUGACGUCAUGGCUGCAGUCAGUGACCGUGACUUAGAGGAGCUCUAUCGCACACUGGACUCGCCCUUUGAUGCUGCUGACGGGGAUAACGGGCUGGAUGAGCCUUCCUGGAUGUCCACAUCAGCAUCCACGUCAUCAUCGGCAUCUAUGGCCAUGGAUGCCACGUCAGCAUCACCCAAAGCCAUGAACAGGAGCCGCUCCUCUGUGCAUACCCUUUCAUUCUCAGAAUCCUCCUCGUCGCUCGACGCCUCCAUUCCCGAGGACUCCAGUGUGAUGGGGCCCUCCAGCCGAAUGCUCCCUGAGGCGUCUCAUAGGACGACUCAUGGCAGGGCAGCAGUGUCGGUGUGCCGCCUGGCGUUCACUGCACAGGUGGCAGACGGAGCUGCAAAGGGCACACUUGACGCCUCUGCUUCGUUUGCUGGACCAGGUUCUCAGGGCAUGCGAACGGGUGUAGGCAUGGGAGGAGGCGUAAGCAUGCCCAGAGUUAAUGCGCGUGUUUUACUCCUCACCUGUCCCUCUCCCUCUCACUGUCGCCCACCCUCUCCCUCCCUGCAGCUCCCGCACUCCUCGCUGCACGACUUCCUCCCUCCAUCCCACCCGUCACACCCCUCCUUCCACUCCGCAGCCUCCUCCUUCGCCUCGCCCUCCACCGUCUCCUCUCCCUCCCCUGCCGGCCACGGCCAUCUGCUAAUGCGUUCUGCCAGUGCUGCCUGGGGCCUGGGCCGCCCAGCCCUGGGGGCGGGCCUGGGGGGUCCUGUAGGGGGCGGGGGGAAGGGGCAGAUGUUACCACGUACAGACUCUCGUGUGGGGCUGGGAGUGGGGGUGGGGGCGGAUGGGAGGCUGGGGUGGGCGAACAUGCGACGUAAUCAGUCAGCUCUAGGUAUCGGUGCCAUUGCUGCAGCAGAGCAUGCGGUUGCUAUGGGUGGUGGAGGGGAGAGAGGCAUGGGAGGAGGGGCCGAGAUGGGAGAGAGGGGCUAUGGGGGUGAGAGUGAGGUGCAUGGGUGGAGGCCAGGGGGGCAGAUGCAAGCUGUAGCGGCAAGACCGAUGCUGCGGGUGGAAAUCGAAGUGCACUCGCCCCAUUCUCAUGGGCAUGGGCAUGGGCACGGAGAUGGUGGAGUGGGAGGAGGCGAGGUGGAAGACAGUGCGCCCAAUGAGAUGGAGACGACAAUAUCGGUGGCAGUGGAGCCAGUGCAGGCGGUGGUGGGUGUGGAGGUGUUGAAGCGCGUGGGCAUGUUCUUCAGCCAUCCCACGACCGUGCCCACCCACCAAGAACAGGUGAUUGCGUCCAUCAACUCGUUGGACUCAACUACUGCUCGAGCCACUGCCAAGUCUGGCCUGGUGCUAGCCACGCGCAAGGUGCUGCAUCUGCAUGUGGACGUGGCAAGCGUCACAAUCGUUGUUCCACACGCUGACACGUACCUCUCUGCCCGCCCCUGCCCCCUGCUGGUGCUACAGCUGGCGUCACUGCACAUCUCGUCCAUCCCUGAACCCCCUGAGCGGUCUCUCCUUGCACAAGCCCUCGCCUCCUCAGGCAACCUGCGAUCGGCACUCUCCGUCCUGGGGGAGAGGGGCCUGACAGGGGGGAGAGAUGCUGGCGUGAGAAGGGUAGAAAGUCAGGGACCGGCAGUGGGAGGAGUUGAAGUGGAGGGAGAUGGAAGAAUGGACAUGGAGGGAGAGAGGAAGGGAGGAGUGGGCGAUGGCGGUAUGGAAGGAGGCACAGGCAGUGGUAUAGAUGUUGGGCAUGCGGAUGGACGGAUGGGAGGGGGGAGAACGGGAGGCGUUGGGAAGAGAGGCAUGGCCGAGUGGGUUCAGAAGAUGGUGCUAUUUGACAGUGUCGCAGUUAGAGCCGCUGCUGUCAAGUCCCUCUCGCACUCCCUCUGCUGCCCCCUGCCUGCCCCUUCCUCACAGGUAUUUCUCGUUCCACCGCCCCCUCGCACUGCACUACCCACGCCACCAGCCCCACCAGUCCCCCACUCCUUCUGGCCUGGCCUGCCCCCAGGUGCACUGGGGGCACCAGGGAACAUGUGGAUGGGCGGUGGUGGUGGCAGCAGCAUGGCAGGAGCGGGCAGUGCAGGGGAGGGUGGCAGUGAGAGUGGCAGGGAGCUGCCUCUUGUGGAGGAGUUUUCUGUCCACCUGCACCUGCUGCUCUGCGCUCUCUCAGGCGACCCUGCCACCACCAAAGCUGUUGUGAGUGCUGCCCUCCUUCCCACUUUACUCCACUUCACCACCUUUCCACCUCACUCUCAUUCCCCUGCAGCACAGCCCUUCACCUUCCGCGUCCUGUUCCUCCAGUCUCAGCUCCUUGCUUCUAUCUUCCUUCUGAUGUCACCCUCGCUGUUCCCUUCCUCUCUGCAGCUGCAAGGAGGAAUGGGGGGUCAAGGUGCAAGGAGGGGGACUGCAGACGAGGCAGGAAAUGGGGGCGGUGUAAGGAGUGGCAGUGGGGGGCUGACAUCCACACCGUCCUGGUCCGAGAUGCUUCACACCAUUCUGCAGCGCGACGCUGCCAAGGUGCCACAGCAGCUGCUGGCCUCACCCGAUCUAGACAACACCAGGCUUCCUCUGCUGCUACUGGAACAGCAGCAGCAGCAGCAGCAUGAGGCUGGCGGGGACGGAAGCGGGGCUGUGAAUGAGGGUGGCAGCAGCAGCAGAGAUGGGAAAGCAGAAUUAGGAACAGGGGGGAUAAGUCGGGUGCAGUCACGGCGGGUGGCAGUGGCGAGUGGCAUGGACGUACUAACAGGCACGCCAAUUUCAGAUGUAGGAGUGGCUGUAGGGAAAAUCACAGUGCGCCUGGACAUGAGUGCCUCUUCGACAGAGCCUCUUGGUUCCCGCAGCAAGCGCAGCAGGGCUGGGCAAAGCAGGGGGCCCGCAAACGGGGAAGCAUCAGGAGCCCACGUGAUCACUCUUGAGGCUACUGGACUGGACGUCCGCCUGGUCCAAAGACUACUGGAGGAGCACAUCUAUGCCACUCUGCACCGCCUCCAACUCACCGAUUCCUCGCGACCCCCCUCCUGCCCCACCCACCACAUCAUUCAAACGCACCUUCCCUCCUCGCCCAACCCAGCCAGUUCCCCUACCGUAACCACAUCACACCCUCCCACACCUGCCUCUCUAACCCACUCCAUCCUCUCCUCCCCCUCUCUCUCCUUCCAGCCUAGCCCAUCAGCACAACUCUGGCUCUCCCCACAAAUUCUCUCAGGUUUCUCCACCCAAACAGACCCCUCGGCUCCCCAUAUGCUCGUCUCCCGCGUCCUUUCCGCCCCCUCACUCCCCGCUUGCCUCUCCUUCUCCUCGCUGCCCAUGCCUGCCAUACCAACUGCUGGCCAGGCAGCGGCUCCCAUGGGAGCAGCACUGAGUGGUGGAGCACUGAGUGGUGGCCAAUCCUCAGCAGGAAAUUCCGCCAGCACUUCUCAUUGGCUGGGAGGAGAGAAUGUACGCUUGGCAGGCGUAUCUGCCCCAGCCACAUCAGGAGCAGCAGUGGGAGGAGAUGGGGCAGGAGCAGGGGAGUGUGUGUUGCGUGUGGAAUUGUGUCUGAAAUCAAGGUCGCUGACCGCCCCAUCUCGCGACUCCACUUCCCUCUCCUUCCACCUCUCCUCCCUCCACCUCACUGCCUUCCAACCCACGCUCCUCGCCCUACUAGCCUUCUCCUCCUCCCUCUCCACCCCCACUCCCCCCUCUCCCUUCUCCGCCCUGCCAGGCAGCGGAGGAAGCAAGAGACACCACUCCCAGGGCAGGGAGGGGGGAAGUGGGCUCAUGGGAACACACCCCUCUGCAGACCUCUCACCCUUUGAGAGCCCCUCUAGCUCCUUCUCCUCCGCUGCCUCCUCACCCUUCAACUCUCCCCCACCCACUACUGACGCCCUGCUGUCGCCGGCAGUACUGGCCACUGGUGCGCUGGGCGUGAGUCCGCAGAGGUCCAGGGGGCGGGUUGGAGUGGGACGGCAGGGGAUGGAGAGACAGAGUGCACGGGUUGUGUUUGAGAAGGUGUCUGGAGAUGAUGUCACUGACGCUGCUGCUGGUUCUGGGGGUGUUGCCUCGCACGAUGGUGGCACUGCCACUCAAACAAGUUCCUCUCUGCGUCCUGCUCCCACCCGCGGCCCAUCCACUCACGUCGUUCUGCCUUCUUCUGAAAACUCAGGUGCAGGCGGCACAGAACUGAUUCUGGACGGCAGAGUAACUGGAUUGGUGGUUAGGCUGAUGGAGGAGGGGGGCGAGGCAACACUAGAAGGACUGAAAGGAGGGGUAGAGAGGAUCCAUGAGAUAACAGGAAGGAAGGAAGGGGAGGGUGAGGGGUAUGUGGUGGAAGUGGCAACUGCUUCUCUGAGUGAGGCACUGGUGCAGGCAGAUGUGAAGCACGUGAUGGGCCAAUCACUGCCAGCCACAUGGGCAUCCUGUGGGCGCAUCAGUGGGUUUGAGGUAUGGGGCCCUGUGGGUAGCGGGGGGCGCUAUGUUCCUCAUCUCCCUGCAGAUUCGGCUUCUACUUCCCCACCAAGCACUCUACAACUGCAGCAAGGGCAGCAGCAACAGCAACAGCAGCAGCAGCAGCAACAGCAACAGCAGCAGCAGCAGAAGCAGGUGAUAGUGGGCAGUGUGUGGGCACCAAGAGCACAGCCUGGCACCAUAACCUUUGCAGCCCAUGGCGCUCACACAGGUGCAUCAGGGGAGGGUGUGCCUGGGGCAGGCGCCACACUGCAUGUGGAUGUGGCUGUUUCCCGCCUGCUGCUCGUGGUCUCACAGCCAUUCACACAUGGGCUUGUGGGGCACGUCACGCGCUACCUCCCUGCUCCCUCCGUGACUGCUCCUUUGACCCAUGCUGUUGUUGGGGGAAGUGGGGAGCCUGCCUCAGUGUCGCCCCUUGCACAGCACGGUCGAGAGAGGGGGCAGCAGGAGCAGCAGUCACAGCACGCAAGUUUCACUACUGCCACUAGCCCCUCACCCUCUCCCCACAUCACACUCCCUGUACGCACCCCUCUCUUUAUGUCCGUCUCUUCUGAUUCCCCGUCUCCAUCCAGCCACCACACAGGAAAGCCCAGAGCAGCCCGCACUGCCAUUGCUUCCCCUGCCACCACCCGCCUCUCCCCCUCACCCUUGAGAGGGGGCAUUGCUGUUCGGGGAGGUGGGGGUGCGAAGCAGCUGAGAGGCGGAGGGUCAGGGGGAUGGGCGGGUGGGGGCGGCAGCAGCAGCCAAACAAGCCCUUUGGGGGGGAAAGGCAAGGGGAAGCGGGAGAGGGGGGAAGGGGAGAGUGUGGGCGGGCUGGGGAGUGGGUCGGGGGAGGGCGACAGCUGGUCAGGGGCGCAGUUUUUCAGCCCUGUGGGGGAUAGCCCCCUGAGAUGGGAAAUGGUGGAAGAGGGAGGUGAGGCGGAGGGAGAAGGGGAGGAGUGGGAGCAAGGGCAAGGGAGAAUGAGAGUGGAGGGGGCUGUGAGGGUAGAGGGGUGUGAGAUCGCUGUCAUUCCCUUAGGGCAUCCACAGAGCUUGCUGCAGCCAUCCGCAUCCAAUCAGCUUCAGCCACGUGGAUCCAAUGGGAUCAAACCAGCAACGACAUUAGGAGAGGGGCUGGGCCAUCCGUGCCUGAUCAUUGAGCUGCCUCUCAUCACUGCCAACCUCCCACGCCACGUGGCAUGCUGGGAUUGGUCCUCAUCUGGCACAAUCACAUGGCUGGAUGGGAGAGAGCAGCAUGAAAUCAGUAACGUGGGCGGGAGACGAGGCAGCGAGGAGGGUGAGACAGGAAGAGGGAGCACAGUGGUCGGAGAAGGGAACAGUGGGAACAGAGACAAUGCGGAAUGGGAGGCGGUGGACGUGAGGGUGGAGGGAUUCAAAGUUAGCAUGGCCACAGGCAAGCUGCUGCCGCUCUGCGAGGUGGUAUCUGGUGGAGGCGCAAGUGGUGCAGGGGAGGAAAAGGAGGAGGUGGUGGGGAGGGUGGGGGAGAGAAUUCCUUUGGUGCAGCGAGUGGACGUUCUGCUGCACGUGGCACUGCCACAGGCUGCUGGGGGCAGCAGCCAGCCCGGUUCUGCACUGCAGGGCGCAGCACAAGGAGUGGGCGUGGGAUCUGAGGCAGCAUCAGGGAUGGUGGAGUCAGGAGGGGAGGCAGCAGCGAUGGGCAGCCCGCAUGAGUGGAUGCGAGUUAUGCAGCCCUCCCCUCCCAUCGCCCUGAGAUUCCACCUGCACCACCUGCACCUGCACAUCACACGAGGCACAACCUCCCUCCCAUCCUCCCCUUCCUCCUCCGCUCAUGGCACAACCCCCUCGUUCCUUCUUCCCCCUGGCCCUCUCGUCGCCCUCCUCUCCAUCGAUCAUCUGCGCUGCGCUGCAGCGCUGCAACCAUCUGGCCAAUCCGUGAAGGCCACGUGGCAGAGUAUUGCCCUUUGGAGCUUACAGGCAGAGAUGGCAAGCACUUCCCAACAGCGUGGUAGUGCUGCUGCAGUCUCAGCCAGCGGCCAGGCAAGGCCGCCACCUGCCUUUUCACAGGAAGGAAUGGCAGCAGAUGCACAAGCAGCAGGGGAAGCAGCAAUUGGAGGACCAUCACCAGAAGGGGCGAGGGCAGGAGGAUUUUUUGCAGGAGAGAUUUCAGCGGCAGUGCUGGAGUUUCUGCAAGUGGCUGUGCCUCUCUUUGUGAUCGAGCGUGAGAGGGGCUGCUCUGUGACUCGUGACGCUGCUCAUACCCGCCUGUCUCCGUACCUCGCCAUCUCCCUCUCCUCCACCUCAACCCCACCCUCACCCCAUUCCCUUCGCACCACCGCUGCUGCACCCCUCUCCCUCGCCUGUACUCCUCCCCCCUUACAGUCCCCACAUCCCCUUUCUCAACCUCUGGCAAGCCUCUCGCUGCUAUCCCAAGAACCGCCUUCCACCCCAGUGAACAUAGCAGUCCCAGCAGCACCACCACCAGCACAAACACGUGGUGACCCCCAUUACAACAUCCAGGCUACACAUGCAACUGUUCAGCUCCCUUUCCCCACCCUCUGGGCCUUCCUCCCUGCCUGGUCUCGCCUCGCCUCCCUGCUUGUCGCUAAGGCACCUAAAGGAGGCGACACAGGAGGUGCAGAGGUGGCAGGGGGUCAGCGUGCAAGAGGCAGCAAUGGAUCGGGCGUAAGGGAGGCGCAGGGGAUUGGGAGGAGAGGGGCUGAGGGCCUGACGGUGAUGAUGGGCGUGAGGCUGGGUGAGGCUGGUGGUAGUGUAGGGCAUGGUGAUAUGGAGGGGCUGUUCUGUGCGUCUCUUGAGGAGGGGGUGACUGGGGGAGCAGAGGAGGAAGCAAUUGGCGUCUUGGUUGGUGAAAUCGGCACAGGCAGUGAUGGUGGUAAUGCAGCAGCAGUAGCUGUGGCAGCAGAAGCAGCAGCACAUGUGCAUGUGAAGGUGCAUGCAGGAGUGAAGGUGGAUGGGCUCACUCUUGUGCUUCCCAGUCAUAGCACCUCCCAGCGCUCCUCCCAGGGUGCCUCGCAGCACACCUCCACUCCCUCUGCUCCUAACACCUGCACACAGCAGGCAGCACAGCAUCAGAGGAGUGCGAACACCACGACACAUCAGCACAGCCCAGGUAUACUCCCAGGGGAGUGGGCGAGCAACACGGAGGGGUGCAGUGCGGUGGUGGUGCGUGUGAGGAAUGUGCACUCCCACGUGCAAGCCUCUGUACCUGCCAGUACUAGUCUCAGCAGAGCCAAGCUCUCUGCUGGCCUGCACUCUGUGGAACUUGCCUGUGUGCGCCGUCUUGGCCUGGGGCAUUCUGAGGUGGGCCAUGGGGACGGCAGUGGUGAUGGCAGUGCUGCUGGUGCUGCCGACCUGUUCACGCCUGACCCGCUUAACCUCCCUCCUGCCUCCCUCAAUGCUGCUUCCUUACCUCCAAGCUCCAACCCUUUCUCCUUCCGCCUUGGCUGCUUCCUGCCUCCUCCUACAGAUGCUCCUCCACCUGCCCCUGCCCCUGCAUCUGCCCCAACCGCAUCCAACCCACCAUCUGUUCGUCUGCCGCCUCCUCCUCCUGCCUCGAUGCGCCUGCUGCAGCUGGCAGGGCUGCAGGUGCGACUGGCAGCGGCUGCUGCUCCCUCGGGCAGUGUAACAGCGAUGAGUGCAGAUGGGGUUGAUGCUGGUGUUGGGAGAGUGGAGGAGGAGGGGGACUUCGGGUCGGGCAGAGUGAGAGAAGAGGGAGGUUCAACAUUAGGGAGAUAUGCAGAGGAGAUACGUGAAAACAACAGCACGGUUUCUGGUGGUGGUGUUGGUGGUCGCAGCAGUGCACUUGGCAUGAUUUGCCUGAAGGAUCUAGCGGAACUGGAGAGAAGGGAGCAGGAAAACGUAGUGGUGGCGGAGAGUGAGGAGGACAGCGAGCCCCUCUUUUACCUCUCCCUCAGCACCACAGCAGGCCACGCCCUUGCAUGCCUGCCCAGUGGCCACCUGCACGCCUCCCUUGCUACCACUCUCGCUCUGCACUAUCUCAACCAGGACAAGGUGGGUGGUCACUGUGAAACCGAGCUCGCAGCAGCGCGAGAUAAAGCAGCCGUAGCAGCUGCCUUAGAGCCUCUUUGUGAGCCGUGGCCCUUCCAGCUUUCAGCCUCUCUGCACUCCCUCUCCUCCCUCACCAACCCUCAAUCUGCCUCUGCCUCCACUCUCCCUCCACCCCUCCUCUCCACUUCCUCCUCCUCUCCCUCUGCCUCCUCCACCGCUCUCACCUCCUUGGCUCUCACCUCCUCCCAUCCUCUCAAUCUCAAUUUCACGCCAUCACUCCUCGAGGUAAAAUUUGUCUCCUCUGCCCUUUGA
Closterium sp. NIES-65 is the source of this 10773-nucleotide messenger RNA. The record is from the annotation of a GenBank genome assembly. Lineage: Eukaryota; Viridiplantae; Streptophyta; Zygnematophyceae; Desmidiales; Closteriaceae.